UGCUUACCUUUGAGGCACGCGAAGAGGGAAGGGAAAAAAAAAAAAAGUUGGGAAUGUUGUUCAAGUGUCUCCGGGCAAGCGCUUGGAUUGUGUUGGGAGCUGGGAUGUUUGUCUUUUCCUUCGCCUGCCAUUCGGUGCCAGCUCUCCGCAGAGGGGAGGGGGGCGAGGUGGGGAACAGAUACAGGAGACUAACUGACGCCAGCAUUGUGAUCGGAAGGAGGAGCGCGGGGAAAACAUUUUUAUGGAUGGCUAAUCGCUGACAAGCCUUCCCGUUACUAUUCCUUCCUCCUCCCACCCUUGACAGUGGAAAUUUCAAAUGAUAAUUUAGAAAUACUCCGUUGACUUGUUUCUGGGUUGGAAGCGGUACUCUGAGAAAUCGCCUGCAAAUGAUGUAAAUCUAGCUUUGGAAUAAAAUUGCAUGUAAAUUAUUUACCCAGUAAUUAACAGUCGGAUGCACACCCACAGGACACUGUGGAUUGCUUUUAAUGGAUCCAAUUUACAAGUGCCAUUUCAGUGGUUUGCCAGAUUUCUUGGAUGCUCUUUUGGAAGUGUGGUUUAGCAGGAAUAAUAGAGGAUAACUGUAAAGUCGUAAGGCAUUUAAUAAUUCUAUCUCCUUGGCCAUCACUGAGCAGAGCUUUGUGGCAUCCUUCAGAGUGAGAGAAAUGUUCAUACUACCAACAUAUCUUCUGGCUUAGGAGUCCUGUCGGUGUGAGGGAAUGCCAUGGGAUGUUUAUAUUUUAAAAAUAGUGAUCUAUAUUUAAAAAGGAAGUAAAAGUGAAACCCAGACACAUUCUCCUAACUCCAUAUUCAAUACGUCUUUCUAUACUUGUAGGAAGCCACGAACAAGAUUUUGGACUGCUUUCAAGUUCGUGGUUAUCCAAGAAGGACACUGCAGAUAAGAAAAUGAUGUAAUAGUUUGGCCCUUAGAUCAAAGAAGCCUCAUUAAGUAAAGCUGAAUGAAAACGGGCUGCUUUGGUGGAAGGUGGCAAUCUGCAGAGGGACGAAGCCUAGUGCUUUGCCAUCCUCCUGGUGUCCAAGUCCGUCCUGCCACUCUCUUGCUGCUGUGUUUGAGACUCUCUGUGGUCUCCAGAAUUUUGAAGAACUGCAUGACUUGGCCAGCCUAUUCUAGGACCUAGCAGAAAGUCAACAGUUCCCAGCCUGAAUCGGUCAGUUACUUCCAGAAGAAAAGGAAGACCUAUGACAUCCCUGCAGAGUUUGUACCUAUGACAUCCCUGGAGAGUUACUUGCUGCAUACUUCCCUCAGGCCCUGCAUGCAAUAAAGGGCUAUCUGUCCAGGUCCUCUUUGCACUGGACACCUGCAGUUCACCUCUUAUGCACUCCAGCACCCCCAUCAGCUCCCUCUUCUCCUUCACCAGCCCGGCAGUGAAGAGACUGCUAGGCUGGAAGCAAGGAGAUGAAGAGGAAAAGUGGGCAGAGAAGGCAGUAGACUCUUUAGUAAAGAAAUUAAAGAAGAAGAAAGGAGCCAUGGAUGAGCUGGAGAGGGCCCUCAGCUGCCCGGGGCAGCCCAGCAAAUGCGUUACAAUUCCCAGGUCCCUGGAUGGGCGGCUGCAGGUGUCCCACCGCAAGGGGUUGCCCCAUGUCAUUUACUGCCGAGUGUGGCGCUGGCCUGAUCUCCAGUCUCACCAUGAGUUGAAGCCGCUGGAGUGCUGUGAGUUCCCAUUUGGAUCCAAGCAGAAAGAGGUGUGCAUUAACCCCUACCACUAUCGCCGGGUGGAGACUCCAGUGCUGCCUCCGGUGCUCGUGCCAAGACAUAGUGAAUAUAACCCCCAGCUCAGCCUCCUGGCCAAGUUCCGCAGUGCCUCCCUCCACAGCGAGCCUCUCAUGCCACACAAUGCCACCUAUCCCGACUCCUUCCAGCAGCCUCCGUGCCCUGCGUUCCCUCCCUCGCCUGGGCACGUGUUCUCACAGUCCCCGUGCACCGCCGGCUACCCUCACUCCCCAGGAAGCCCCUCCGAGCCAGAGAGCCCCUAUCAACACUCAGCUGACACACCACCCCCGCCUUAUCAUGCCACAGAAGCCCCAGGGACCCAGAAUGGCCGACCUGUAGAUGCCACAGCUGAUAGUCAUUUAGUGCUGUCAGUGCCUAAUGGAGACUUUCGACCAGUUUGCUACGAGGAACCACAGCACUGGUGCUCUGUUGCGUACUAUGAACUGAACAACCGAGUUGGGGAGACGUUCCAGGCCUCCUCCCGAAGCGUGCUUAUAGAUGGAUUCACAGACCCUUCAAAUAACAGGAACAGAUUCUGUCUUGGACUUCUUUCUAACGUAAACAGAAACUCAACAAUAGAAAACACCAGGAGACACAUAGGAAAGGGCGUGCAUUUAUACUAUGUUGGGGGAGAGGUGUAUGCCGAGUGUGUGAGUGACAGCAGCAUCUUCGUGCAGAGCCGGAACUGCAACUAUCAGCAUGGCUUCCACCCGGCCACUGUCUGCAAGAUCCCCAGUGGCUGCAGUCUCAAGAUCUUCAACAACCAGCUCUUUGCUCAGCUGCUGGCUCAGUCAGUUCACCACGGAUUUGAAGUCGUCUAUGAGUUAACCAAGAUGUGCACUAUCCGGAUGAGCUUUGUUAAGGGCUGGGGAGCUGAGUAUCAUCGCCAAGAUGUCACGAGCACCCCCUGCUGGAUUGAGAUUCAUCUUCAUGGACCACUGCAGUGGUUGGACAAAGUUCUGACUCAGAUGGGCUCUCCACAUAACCCCAUCUCUUCGGUGUCUUAACAGUCAGUCAUGACUUCGUCGACAUUUCUAGAGCAUAGAUGCUAUUGCAGGCAGUGGCUUACAUCAUUUCAGAUUUGCAACUAACUCAAGUUUCCAAGUACAUAUGUAAAUACAUAUAAUAUAUACUAUUCAUAUUUUUUAUCA
Acinonyx jubatus (cheetah) is the source of this 2880-nucleotide messenger RNA. It is a transcript of the gene SMAD9, whose product is annotated as SMAD family member 9. NCBI's taxonomy places the organism in Eukaryota, Metazoa, Chordata, Mammalia, Carnivora, Felidae. The coding region runs from base 1333 to 2736 and encodes 467 amino acids. The transcript has 8 exons. The record is from RefSeq and is a predicted model, not a curated record. Gene Ontology annotation, molecular function: I-SMAD binding; RNA polymerase II cis-regulatory region sequence-specific DNA binding; DNA-binding transcription factor activity, RNA polymerase II-specific. Gene Ontology annotation, cellular component: heteromeric SMAD protein complex. Gene Ontology annotation, biological process: SMAD protein signal transduction; anatomical structure morphogenesis; cell differentiation.